GAGGGAGGGAAAGGUGGUCACAGAGGAGAGGCAAAGCAACGGGAGGUGGAGGAUCCUGGAGGUGACUGCAAGGAGAGUACGCAGUGGCGAGGGGCUGCAGAAGCGGACCCAGCGACUUCUGCGCCGACGCGGUGCAGGCAGGAGAGAGGAAGAGAGGGGAGCGCGGUGGCGCUGCGGGCUGGCCCCGCCGGGGAGGGGGCUGCCAUGUCCCGUGAGCGGCCCCCGGGCACCGACAUUCCCCGCAACCUGAGCUUUAUUGCCGCGCUAACGGAGCGCGCCUACUACCGUAGCCAGCGGCCCAGCCUCGAGGAGGAGCCAGAGGAGGAGCCAGGCGAGGGCGGGACGCGGUUCGGGGCACGAUCCCGCGCUCACGCACCUAGUCGGGGCCGCCGGGCCCGCUCAGCACCAGCCGGAGGCGGCGGGGCUCGAGCGCCCCGCAGCCGUAGCCCAGACACCCGCAAGAGAGUGCGUUUCGCCGACGCACUGGGGUUGGAGCUGGCUGCCGUGCGCCGCUUCCGUCCCGGUGAGCUGCCCCGGGUGCCCCGCCACGUGCAGAUCCAACUGCAGAGGGACGCCCUCCGCCACUUCGCGCCCUGCCAGCCCCGCGCCCGCGGCCUCCAGGAGGCGCGCGCCGCCCUGGAGCCGGCCAGCGAGCCCGGCUUCGCCGCCCGCUUGCAGGCGCAGCGCAUCUGCCUGGAACGCGCGGAGGCGGGCCCGAUGGGCGUGGCCGGGAGCGCGCGCGUGCUGGACCUGGCCUACGAGAAGCGCGUGAGCGUGCGCUGGAGUGCCGACGGCUGGCGGAGCCAACGCGAGGCGCCCGCCGCCUACGCCGGCCCGGCCCCGCCUCCGCCGCGCGCCGACCGCUUCGCCUUCCGCCUGCCCGCGCCACCGAUUGGGGGCGCCCUGCUCUUCGCUUUGCGCUACCGUGUGACAGGUCACGAGUUCUGGGACAACAACGGCGGCCGUGACUAUGCUCUACGUGGGCCCGAGCACCCGGGCAGUGGCGGAGCCCCGGAGCCCCAGGGCUGGAUCCACUUUAUCUGAGACGAGGCGCCUGUGGCCGACGGCUGAAAACACCAAAGGCACCCGGGGGCUGGGGGACCCGAUGUGGCGGGGAGGAAUAGGAGAGACCAGGAUUGGUGGGGAGCAGUCCAAGGGAGUCAAGCCGGGGAGGGCAAGAAGGGUGGGGAAAUCAGGGGCGUGGGGGCGGGGGGGCCGGGGGAGUGGGCGGAACCAACGAAGCUCGGGGAGAUCCGGGUGUUAAAAGCUGGUUGGAUGUGAGUGAAAGGGACCCAGACUGUAGGAGGAAGGAGACCCGAAACGGCACCGGAGGGAUUAGAAAAAAAGGAAAAGAAUGGGGAUGAUGGUGGCGUUCCCUUCAGUGAGUGGGCACUGGGAGAAAGGGAGGAGGUCCAUCAGGCCUAGGCAGUUGAAGAAGGUUAAGAACCUUUUGGAGACGGAGGAGGUAUGACGUGAAGUAGCCCACCCAGUCGAAGUCAUUUAGAUUGCUGGCGCAUUCCCUCUUCUUACCCACCUUUUCCACCUCAGAUCCCCCGUCCUAGCUUUAACUCAGCCAUAAUUGCCUUGCUUAAUCCCAGGAAUCUGGCCACUGCUCCUUGGUCCUUGGCAAUAGGACGGGAUUCCCUUGUCACCUCUGACAGUUCCUGGCUGCAGUGUCCGCGGACUGGCUGGGGAGUGAUGACAGGUAGCCAUCAGAGCUCCAGCCUCCAGGCAGCUUUAGGGAUUAAAAUGGAGGCCAAAGCAACUCCAGACCUGUUUUUAUAGCCAAAUACUGUGGUGCCUCCGGGGUUGUACACUCAGGGGCUUCCAGGAAAAUGCCAACCUUACCUUUCUGGAGUGCCUUUUAACAACCUCCAAGCACUUUAUGGACUGUUUGUCGAGGGACGGUGAAUCAGGAGAAUGACUAUUCUGAUUUCCUUCGUCUCCGAAAAGGAAUUCCCUGACUAUAUAACUUUGGGCAAGUUACUUCACCUCUUUGUGCCCCAGUUUUUUCCUUGGAAAACUGGAUUUAGGUUAGAUGAUCUUUUAAGGCUCCUUGUACGAUAUUUUGUGAUCUGUACAUGGCAGAGUAUAGAUUAGAAGCCACAUUUUGCAACCUAGUGCUAUGGUUCAGAAUACAUAGUACCCCAAGCGUCUGGCUGGGGCCGAGGAUGGGUCCUCCAGUUCUUGGCACAGAUGUUCCAGAGCCCACGAAGCAUCCCAUAACCAACCAUCAGCCCAUCAUCUGCUCCAUUUUGCUCUUGCCCUCACAGACUUUCAGCCUCCAUGCUCUGAGACAACUGUGGAUAAGUACAUCUCUUUUGGUGAAAAUGAUGCUUGAGAACCCAAAAGAUUAAAGGAAACAAUGUUAGGGGCUUUUGUGGGGAUAAAAGAUAAUGGGUAUGUGGAAUAGAAACAUUUCAAAUGAAGAAUCAAAACAUUUCAAUCAAUCCACUUGGUUGUAAAAAAACAAAACAAACAAAUAAAACACCUAAGCAACUUGAAUAGUAAAUGGCACCAGAAGAUGGCAGUCUGCUCCAUAACCAGAGCAAGUGCAGUGGGAAAGCUGGACUCUCAUACCCACUCACAUUCAUGCCUUACGUCUCUCCUCCUGGUUAACCUUAAGAGGGGAGUGAUUCCUCUGCUGGUUGCUGCUUUUCCUUUUCUCUUACCCUAUUCCUAACCUCUUUGCUUCUCUCUUUCUUUCCUUGUGUCUCUCCCUUCUCAUCACUUUUUUUCUUUUAACAUACAGGGCAUUUACCUUCAUUUUGUCUAUUUCCAUUUGUUUCCUUCUUCAUUCUUGUUCAUCUCUGUUAUUCCUUCUCCCUCCAGAAGGGAUGGAAACCCUAUUUUCUUUUCUCCAAGACUGUAGUUGGUCUACUUUCCUCACUCGGGCUCCUUGACAGUCUUCUAGAAGAGAGAAGGAGGAAAAGAAGCAGUUUCUGAUGUUACAAAUGAACAAGGAUCUCCCAGAACUAUGACUCGAUCGUAAAAUCUGUUUUAUUUGCAUGCAUGCCCAAAACAACCCUAUGAGUAGAACAUUAUCAUUAUCUGUAUUUUAGAGAUGAGGAAACAGGAUCAGAGAAGCUCAGUGAUUUGUUCAAGAUCACACAGCUAGUAAAUGGCAGAAGUAGGAUUGUGAACCCAGGGAAUCUCCAGAGCCUCUGUGUAACCAUGAUGUUAUAUUUUUUUCCUCUUUUAAAACAAAAUUAAAAACCUUGCUAUAAUCUCUUAUGAAAAGACCAUAGUUUCUGAUUGUGCUCUGCCUUCCCAUCCUGCCAAUCUUCUGGACUGGCUUGGAGAAGACGGGGGGCCCCCAAGCUUCAUCUGUGACUUAAAGGAGUUUGCUGCUGUCUCCUGUGUCAGUGUCCCAUCAGCACGGGACCCCCCUCACCUGCCUACUUACACUCUAGCCUUUCCAUACAUUGGAAUUGUCUCCUGGCCCUAGCCAGCGCUCCACACCUGUUGGUGUGCCACCUCCCUCCCUCUUCCCCCACUGGCCUUGAACAGAUAAACCCCCUACUGUUGCCACUAGGUUGGGUCCAUGACUGAGACACCUGCUAGAGGGUCUGUGCUUGGGCCUUUUCUAGGAAUCCUGAUGUUACUGGGUAAGUGCCAACUCUGUGGGCAGAAUGCUAAUGAUAAUCCUGUUCCCUAAGCUCUUUCUCUCUGAGAAGUACCCUGGCUCACUGCCCCCAAUCUCAGCUUUAUAGAACAACAUUUUGGUCUUGAUUAUUCCCAUAUUGAGCUGCCCCAAGGCUUGGGUAAGCUGUUAGUUUCCCCACUGCCUCAGGGCUGGGUCUGGCUGAGCUACUUUCUUACGCACACAAAUAAUGGGUGUCUCCUUGGAACCUGACUUUACAUAACUGUCAGUGCUACCAAACCUUGUAAAAUAGGGAAGAAACUAAUAUUUCUUGAGUGGCUCUCUGGAGAGAUUCCCUGCCCUGAUGCCUUUGGUGUGUACUCCUUUCCCAGGACUUCAGCACUGAGAUUUUCCCAACCCCCUGGCUUUCUCUCGCGUUGGGUUGAGCUGAUUCAGCACUACCACAAACCCCACCAUCUGCAAAUCAACCAAGAUUAGUCAGUAUGCCCUUUCUAUCUUGCACUGCUCUUCCAAAACUUCCGUCUGUAUUUCUCAUACCCCCAGUAAGCAAAGCUGAGUGUGCUAGGAGAGAGCUGCAUCCACUGCUUUCUCCCAGCCAGGUGCAGUCUAAUCUGACACAGGGAACGCUAGAAGUUUAGCGGAAUCUUCAGCCACCCUAUUAAUGUGUCACACAUUAGGCGUUAUGGUGGAAACUCCUCUGACGGCUCAUGACUGUAUGAACAGGAGCAAUUUGGAAUAUAACAUGCCAGCGGUGCACUGGGAAGUGCUGUAAGAGAAAACACUACCAAGGUCAUAGGCUUGGGUCCUUGAGGCAAUCCAGCUCUGUUGCCCAUUCCUCUCAUCCAGACCGCAGAUAUCUUCCUACACCUACCUGUCCCAUAGCUUCCGUCCUGUUUUGUUUGUUUUUCUUUGUGAAUGUAGAAAAACAUUUCAUUGUGAGCCCUAGCUUCUCGGUUUUCCAUCUAACACCUACAUUCCCUUGUUUCUAACUGCUAUGUUUUUCUGGAGCCUGUUGGGGUCUUUACAGUUUGCAGGUCACAGAAUCAGACCUGAAAAGGCUUCUCUUCAGACAUCAUUGGCUCCAGGCUCCUUUACAGAUGAGAACACAGGUCCAGAGGUGAGAAACGACUCUAGCAGGGUCAUAGAAUUUGUUAGUGCAGCUCAAGAUGGGACUUAAACUCAGGCCUCCUUAUCGCAUCCCAUUCCCAGGCUAAGAAACAGGUCUGUGCUGGGUGUAGUAGUUCAUACUUGUAAUCGCAACACUUUGGGAGGCUGAGGCAGGAGCGUUGCUUGAGCCCAGGAGUUUGAGACUUAGCGACAUAGUGGGACCCUGUCUCUAGAAAAACUUAAAAAAUUAGCUAGACAUGGUGGCACACGUCUGUAGUCCCAGCUAUUCGGGAACCUGAGACAGGAGGAUCGUUUGAGCGCAAGAGUUGGAGGUUACUGAGCUAUGAUCACACCACUACACUCCAGCCUGGUGACAGUGAGACCCUCAAAAAAUAUAUAAAAUAAAAAUAAGAAAAGAAGGAGGUCUCUACACAAACCCGUGAUUUUCCAUGGCAAGGGAUAACAUCACAAAUGUUUCAUUUUCUGCUCUUAGUUUCCAUUCCUUUCCCCAUCCAGGCGAAAAAGAGAAACAAAAGACAAUGACAGUAUUUUCUGUGUCCCCAACUUUGGCACUUUUGUUGAUGUUGCUAAGGAGCAGUGACCUUGCUAAAAAGACUGAAUAAUCCAUCCACUGAAUAGCUAACCUGGGGAGGAAAUGAAAAUUUCCUAUGUGAAUCUCCCCAAAUCAACCCUGUGCACUUGGCCCUCAACCCAAUAGUAUUGUGCCUCACUUGGACUUCCAUGGGCAACUGCCCUCCCUUCUGGACAUAAAACCUCACAUUUUAAAUAAAGUUGAAAUAUGAAAAGAAAGUA
This is a messenger RNA of Cercocebus atys (sooty mangabey), 5524 nucleotides long. It is a transcript of the gene PPP1R3E, whose product is annotated as protein phosphatase 1, regulatory subunit 3E. Lineage: Eukaryota; Metazoa; Chordata; Mammalia; Primates; Cercopithecidae. The transcript has 3 exons. Gene Ontology annotation, molecular function: protein phosphatase 1 binding; glycogen binding. Gene Ontology annotation, cellular component: protein phosphatase type 1 complex. Gene Ontology annotation, biological process: regulation of glycogen biosynthetic process. The coding region runs from base 205 to 1044 and encodes 279 amino acids. The record is from RefSeq and is a predicted model, not a curated record.